GUGGAUAUCAACCUAACUGAAACAGAGACCAUAUUUCUACUCGAUAUCCCUACAACUUCUUUUUCUGAAGAUACAGAGGCUGCAGAUAAAAUCAAGGAAAGGAAUACAGUAUAUACAGAGAUGCUGAAGCAGCGACACGGAGAUAGAUAUACUGAUCGAUUUAUGCAGACAUUUAACGACGCUCCCAAAAAUAAGGAAGUACAAACUACCAGAUUUGGUUUAACGGAUGCUUCUGUCAUGGCAACCAAUUGGGAUAUGUACGAUACAUAUAAGGAGAAGGAAGGCAGUAAGCUGCUUCUAUUAAGACAUUUUACAUUGCAACAUACAACUUAUAAAUCCGAUGAUGACUUAGCAGAGGAAGUGCCAUCUUCUCAGAAGUCAAAUAGAGUUAGUAAAAUUGCCAAGGAUGAAGAUAAAAGUAUAUCUAUGACUAUGCGAGACAGUAGCAUGGUGAACGAUAGUGCAUUACGAUCGGAUGCCUUUAAACAAUCGCUAUUUACAAUGGAAAGAGCAGUUACGUUGAAUAAUUAUCAGCAUAAACAAGCCGUUUAUCGCGGUUUAUCUGUUUUACCAGGUAAGAAUCUAAGGUAUAAUCGCUUAACCAAUCCGGAUGCUGUUCCACCCAGUAGUAAUCGCCCACGGAUUGCAGACAAUGAUGUUGGAAAAAUAUUACCAAAUCUAGAGCGCUUAUGGGACUAUAAAUGUAGCAUAACACGAGGCCGAAAUAUUAGUGCCAUGACAUGGAAUAAAUCCAAUCCGGAUAUCAUUGCAGUAGGAUAUUGUCAGUUCGGUUAUAAUGAGCAAAAGGGUGGAUUUGCCUGUUGCUGGUCAAUAAAGAAUCCAGAAUAUCCUGAAAGAAUUUUCCAUUUUAAUACUGGCGUCACAGGCUUGGACUUCUCAUCUACAAGUGGAAGUCUUUUAGCAGUUGGUCUAUAUGAUGGCACUGUAGCAAUUGUGGAUGUAAGAGGAACAGGAUCGCAAUCGAUUUUGGAUAGUAGUGAGAGUCCAGGAAAACAUUCUGGCCCAGUCUGGCAAAUAAAGUGGGUUGAUCGCGAUCGUUUAACAGGCGAAGAACAUGGAGAAAUGCUAGUAUCCAUUUCCACCGACGGGCGUAUAACCCGUUGGUCGAUUCGAAAAGGCUUCGAAUGUUCUGAUUUAAUGCGAUUAAAACGAAUAUCUAAUAAAAAGGAAACUAAAGAUCGAAAAUUAGACAUUAAGCGAAGUCACGAAGGCUUGAUAUCUCGUUUUUCCGGUGGAUUAAGCUUCGAUUUUUAUCCCAAGGAUACAAACAUCUAUCUUACCGGAACUGAAGACGGUCAUAUUCAUAAAUGUUCCUGUUCAUACAAUGAACAAUAUUUGGAAAGCUAUUUCGGACAUAUGGGUCCAGUAUAUAAAGUAGCUUGGUCUCCUUAUGUAUCAGACGCAUUUCUUAGUUGUAGUGGUGAUUGGAGUGUUAAAUUAUGGAAUCAAGAAAAACCCAAAGCAAUUCACAGUUUUCAGUCUUCAAAGGAAGCUGUUAACGAUAUUUGCUGGUCACCCACUUCUGCCACUACUUUUGCGUGUGUUCGUGAUCGAGCCAUUGAAGUAUGGGAUUUAAAUGUCAGCACAUUGGACCCAAUUAUUAUAACGCAUCCUUCUGGAUAUGCAAAGUUAUCAUCGGUUGCUUUCUCGAUCAACUCUGAGUGCUUGCUGGUUGGAGACAGUGAUGGGCACAUAACUAUUUAUCUAUUAAAAAAUAUCCCUCAGCCGCCGGAAACUCAUGUUGAAAUAUUAACUAAAUUGAUGAAUCCACAAACUAUUACAGUUACUGAAGAAAAUGACGAAAAUGACAAGAAGUAG
Molecule: messenger RNA, 1839 nt
Organism: Trichoplax adhaerens
Lineage: Eukaryota; Metazoa; Placozoa; Uniplacotomia; Trichoplacea; Trichoplacidae
Exons: 15
Biological process (GO): cilium movement
Cellular component (GO): axonemal dynein complex
Molecular function (GO): dynein light chain binding; dynein heavy chain binding
Source: RefSeq, a predicted model, not a curated record